Saimiri boliviensis boliviensis (Bolivian squirrel monkey) is the source of this 4114-nucleotide messenger RNA. RefSeq names its product guanine monophosphate synthase (gene GMPS). Gene Ontology annotation, molecular function: GMP synthase (glutamine-hydrolyzing) activity; GMP synthase activity; ATP binding. The record is from RefSeq and is a predicted model, not a curated record. Gene Ontology annotation, cellular component: cytosol. NCBI's taxonomy places the organism in Eukaryota, Metazoa, Chordata, Mammalia, Primates, Cebidae. Gene Ontology annotation, biological process: GMP biosynthetic process.
CGAGCCCCUCCUCUCGAGGGCCGGCCGGUUUGGCGGCGGCGGCGGAGGGUAUCUGAGGCUCGGCUGCCAAGCUCAACGGGCUCUGGCUCCUCCCAGUGGCCGGCUGGGGCGGAAGCAAGAGGCGGGGGCAGCGUGCGCGCUGCUGGUCUCCUCUCCCGCGGCGCUGGGGCCCGCGCUCCGCGGCUGCUGCUCCUUUCGGCGCUUCUCUGGCGGCUGGCUCCUCUCCGUAGCCGGCUGCUCCUUGACCAGGCGUCCCUCUCAGCCUCGGCCCGCGGCGCCGACCCUUCCGGGACCCUCCCGCCCCGUCUCGUACUGCCGCCGCCGCCGCCGCGGCCCCGGCCCUGGCCCCGAUGGCUCUGUGCAACGGAGACUCCAAGCUUGAGAAUGCUGGAGGAGACCUUAAGGAUGGCCGCCAUCACCGUGAAGGAGCUGUUGUCAUUCUGGAUGCUGGUGCUCAGUACGGGAAAGUCAUUGACCGAAGAGUGAGGGAACUAUUCGUGCAGUCUGAAAUUUUCCCCUUGGAAACACCAGCAUUUGCCAUAAAAGAACAAGGAUUCCGUGCUAUUAUCAUCUCUGGAGGACCUAAUUCUGUAUAUGCUGAAGAUGCUCCCUGGUUUGAUCCAGCAAUAUUCACUAUUGGCAAACCUGUUCUUGGAAUUUGCUAUGGCAUGCAGAUGAUGAAUAAAGUAUUUGGAGGUACUGUCCACAAAAAAAGUGUUAGAGAAGAUGGAGUCUUCAACAUUAGUGUGGAUAAUACAUGUUCAUUAUUCAGGGGCCUUCAGAAGGAAGAAAUUGUUUUGCUCACACAUGGAGAUAGUGUAGACAAAGUAGCUGAUGGAUUCAAGGUUGUGGCACGUUCUGGAAACAUAGUAGCAGGCAUAGCAAAUGAAUCUAAAAAAUUAUAUGGAGCACAGUUCCACCCUGAAGUUGGCCUUACAGAAAAUGGAAAAGUAAUACUGAAGAAUUUCCUUUACGAUAUAGCUGGGUGCAGUGGAACCUACACUGUGCAGAACAGAGAACUUGAGUGCAUUCGAGAGAUCAAAGAGAGAGUAGGCACGUCAAAAGUUUUGGUUUUACUCAGUGGUGGAGUAGACUCAACAGUUUGUACAGCUUUGCUAAAUCGUGCUUUGAACCAAGAUCAAGUCAUUGCUGUACACAUUGAUAAUGGCUUUAUGAGAAAACGAGAAAGCCAGUCUGUUGAAGAGGCCCUCAAAAAGCUUGGAAUUCAGGUCAAAGUGAUAAAUGCUGCUCAUUCUUUCUACAAUGGAACAACAACCCUACCAAUAUCAGAUGAAGAUAGAACCCCAAGGAAAAGAAUUAGCAAAACGUUAAAUAUGACCACAAGUCCUGAAGAGAAAAGAAAAAUCAUUGGGGAUACUUUUGUUAAGAUUGCCAAUGAAGUAAUAGGAGAAAUGAACUUGAAACCAGAGGCGGUUUUUCUUGCCCAAGGUACUUUACGGCCUGAUCUAAUUGAAAGUGCAUCCCUUGUUGCAAGUGGCAAAGCUGAACUCAUCAAAACCCAUCACAAUGACACAGAGCUCAUCAGAAAGUUGAGAGAAGAGGGAAGAGUAAUAGAACCUCUGAAAGAUUUUCAUAAAGAUGAAGUGAGAAUUUUGGGCAGAGAACUUGGACUUCCAGAAGAGUUAGUUUCCAGGCAUCCAUUUCCAGGUCCUGGCCUGGCAAUCAGAGUAAUAUGUGCUGAAGAACCUUACAUUUGUAAAGACUUUCCUGAAACCAACAAUAUUUUGAAAAUAGUAGCUGAUUUUUCUGCAAGUGUUAAAAAGCCACAUACCCUAUUACAGAGAGUCAAAGCCUGCACAACAGAAGAGGAUCAGGAGAAGCUGAUGCAAAUUACAAGUCUGCAUUCACUGAAUGCCUUCUUGCUGCCAAUUAAAACUGUAGGUGUGCAGGGUGACUGUCGUUCCUACAGUUACGUGUGUGGAAUCUCCAGUAAAGAUGAACCUGACUGGGAAUCUCUUAUUUUUCUGGCUAGGCUUAUACCUCGCAUGUGUCACAAUGUUAACAGAGUUGUUUAUAUAUUUGGCCCACCAGUUAAAGAACCUCCUACAGAUGUUACUCCCACUUUCUUGACAACAGGUGUGCUCAGUACUUUACGCCAAGCUGAUUUUGAGGCCCAUAACAUUCUCAGGGAGUCUGGGUAUGCUGGGAAAAUCAGCCAGAUGCCGGUGAUUUUGACACCAUUACAUUUUGAUCGGGACCCACUUCAAAAGCAGCCUUCAUGCCAGAGAUCUGUAGUUAUUCGAACCUUUAUUACUAGUGACUUCAUGACUGGUAUACCUGCAACACCUGGCAAUGAGAUCCCUGUAGAGGUGGUGUUAAAGAUGGUCACUGAGAUUAAGAAGAUUCCUGGUAUUUCUCGAAUUAUGUAUGACUUAACAUCAAAGCCCCCAGGAACUACUGAGUGGGAGUAAUAAACUUCUUGUUCUAUUAAAGUACCGUGUGCAGUUUAAAUUGAUUAGAAAUCAUUCCCAUUGUUGACAUGCAGUGCUGUGAAAAGAGUUACUGGAGCCAGCUACAUUACAUCUGAGUUCUCUGCAGCAAAAAUCUACGGCUUAAGAGCUGAGUUGGGGAUAACCAAAAGGGACUGAAGAGUUUGUACGGGUAAAUAAUCAAAGCACCAUUGCCUACACUCAGACAGAUUGAUACUGCUUUUGCCUUUGCCUCACUUAGUCUUUAUGUAUAAAGUCACUGUUGCUAUUGAUGUCCAUGUGAAGAUGUAGGAAGGUGAGUAAGUUUGGGAGUAGUAAUAGGCUUCUGUCUCCUUGCCAGUUUCUAAGAACUGUUAGAAAUACCCAUUAUUUACCAUUGUUACUUACUGUGUUUAUAUUCCUUUUGGAGAAUCAAUUUUUUCUAUAAGUAAUCUUAUUUCUCCAAUGGGUGAGAGAUGAACAUAUCAGAUAAAGGUAUAGGUGGGCUAUUCCAGCCACUUUUGAAGGACACUGAGGCUGUAAAAUGUAAGCUACUGUAAGAUGGAAAGCACCAGGAAUUUGUUGAUUUACUUUUGAAUUUUAUUUCACAGCCCUGGGAGGAAGAAACUGAGUGGUCUCAGAUGUCUAUGAAUGGUCUUAAAAUGUUUGCAAACCAUGUUCUAUGUAGAUGCCAUGUUGUUCAAUGUCAGCUUGUUUAUUAGUAAGGAGCUUUAUCCUCCUAGCUGUAUAUUACCAGCCUCCUGCAGCCUUGCAUAGAAGGUUUCUGUUCUCUCCCCAGAAGAAACUGGCUCAGUGACCUUUCUGGUAUAAUGCAGAUAGAGGUCAGGAGGAGCAUUUUAAUCUCUUCCUUUGCUGGUCAGAGGAAACAGCUCUGAGAUAGCAGAAGCCAUGAUGCAUACCUACAGCUUACAAAUAGGAGAGGAAAAAUGCUUAUAUCAUCUAGUAAACAGUGGUAAAAUGAACUCUUAGAUCUAAUCUAUAGACGUAUUAUUCGUUGCUCAGACGUCUGUGAACAGUCUUGAUCCUUGCAAGAUGUUUGCUAAACCUUGUAAUCCUUUCUACUAGCUAUAAGAGAUGAUUCAAAAACUGGUGCAGGACUUGUUUCCAUUGACACCAGUUUCUAACAGAUCUUUUAUAACACUCACAUAAGUACUGUAAAAAUAGAUAGUAGUUGACUUAAACUCUCCGUUUCUCUCAGUAUUUUAGCUAGGAAUGUUACCAUGUUUUUCUCUUACCAAUUCCAUCUCAGGUUGCUGCCUCUUUUCUAGUUUAAAAGGUCAGAUCUAUUAAUAAGGUAUGAAAUUUUAUUUGGGAUUCAGUGUUAGAUAAACAACAAAAUGAUGCAUGGCAGAAGUCAUCUUUUUAUUCUGGCUGGUCCCGAGAACAAGAAAACUGCUGCUGGACCAGCAAGGGAAGAGUUUCUGUCUGUCUGAACAGAAAUCUCUCCCCAAGACAUAGGGGUAUUUGACUCCUACAAAACUUAAAGGGUACAUUUUCUAUCCUGAUGAGGAGGUACUCAUUAUGGCCUUCUGGAAAGAGGGUAUGUUAAUGAUCUGGUCUUAACAGAUUUAGAGUCAUGUUAUUUGAGAGCUAGAAUAGACAACCUGUCAAAUGCUUACGAACAUCAAUGUGUCAGUAUACAUUUAUGUUUAUAUGAAAAAAAA